This is a messenger RNA of Knipowitschia caucasica, 1392 nucleotides long. NCBI's taxonomy places the organism in Eukaryota, Metazoa, Chordata, Actinopteri, Gobiiformes, Gobiidae. The record is from the annotation of a GenBank genome assembly.
AUGGACCCAGAGAAGACGUUGACAUUCUGCCACGGGCUCACGGCUGAGGAGAUGACCAUGUCGCUGCAAGGGCUGGUUGGAAUGGAGACGGUGACAGUGGCGGUCUCACAGAAAGAAGCUGACAUCAGUAUGCCCAAUAAGGUGGUGAAAAAUUAUGAUUCUAACAGCCUGCCAGUCCCAAUCAGUUCCAAGUACUGCCCAGGGUUAAACAACAAGCCGGGAUACCUGUGUGAAACGGGCCACUGCUGUGGAGAGACAGGCUGCUGCACCUACUACUAUGAACUCUGGUGGUUCUGGCUGCUGUGGACUCUCCUGAUUCUUUUCAGCUGUUUCUGUGCUUACCGUCAUCGCCGUGCCAAGAUGAGAAUCCAGCAGCAGCAGCGACAGAGGGAGAUCAACCUCAUCGCCUAUAAUGGAGCCUACUCUUCCUCAAUGCUUGAUCUCAGUUUUCUGGCUUCCUUCAAGUUGCCAUCUUAUGAGGAGGUGGCAGCACAGCCCUGCACCCCUCCUCCCUCCUACAGCUCUGUGUUUGCCCUGCAGGGAGGAUCUAUGGGCGGCCCUAGUUCCUCAUACCUCCACCACCACAAUCACUGCCACCCUUACCCACCCUUCCCUCCCUGCCCUCCCUAUCUGGGUCCUGGUCCAAGUGGCUUCACAUCCUCUCAGAGCUCCGAAAACUACACAAGUUGCUCUUGUGAAUCCUGCUCCAUCACCUCACCCUCCAGCACAUCCUUCUCUUUUCAAGUGACAGACGAGACCUACGACAGCAGCCGCAUGUCCACACCUAGCGACCCGGGAGACAAGGCCAUGUUCCCGCCCUCUGCCCUGGCUCUAACACUGCCCCCUCCAGAUGUCAUCCCGACGGUCAAACAAGAUGUGAAACCCGUACAGAAACUAUCAUCCUCAGCUCAACAGCUUUCUCUUCCUUCACAGUCUCUUAAUGCCCAAGGUCCUUCACGACACUAUCGCCACCCCCUGUCACCGCUCAUUCUCCUGUCCAACCUUCCGUCCGCUCAAGUUCACCCUCUUGCUUUUCCAAACCCGCUUGGCGCCAUUACUGAAAAGAAAGAAAAAUCCCAGAACGAAGUGUCAAAUUCUGCUAUGCACCCGCUCAAACCCACCAUCUACUCUGCAACCAACACGGAAACGCAUGCUAAAACAGACGAAGAGUUUGAAGAUGAUGAUGAUGAAGACCAUUUUCGUCACAGAAGACUAACUGGGGAUUCUGGGAUCGAAGUUUGCCGCUGCCACAUGAAACGAGCCGAGCAUAAGGAAGAGACGACGGCUCAGUCACCUCACCGGGAAGACUGCGCUGAACGGAGCAGCCUGUCGCCGACUUGCAGUGUGAGCCUCAAGGCAGGUGAAACCAUCAUUACUAUGGAGUCAUCGUAG